This is a messenger RNA of Thunnus maccoyii (southern bluefin tuna), 2637 nucleotides long. It is a transcript of the gene triqk, whose product is annotated as triple QxxK/R motif containing. Bases 201 to 497 code for a protein of 98 amino acids. The transcript is spliced from 5 exons. Gene Ontology annotation, cellular component: endoplasmic reticulum membrane. The record is from RefSeq and is a predicted model, not a curated record. NCBI's taxonomy places the organism in Eukaryota, Metazoa, Chordata, Actinopteri, Scombriformes, Scombridae.
AAGUCUUCCUGAUACCAACGUUGACGUGGAAACCAGGAACUAUCAGUGGAAGAAGCGGUGUGUUGGCAUUUUGAAGAAAUUUAGAGCAAAGUACAAUAAAACAGUUCUGUCAUCCUGUCGCCAGGCGUUUCGUAAUGCAGAUACAGCAGCGCUAAGCGAAUUAUUCUCUGGAGAAACAAGAGCAGAGCUGAGUAAGGAGAAUGGGGAAGAAGGAUGCCAGCGCGACCAAAUUACCAGUUGAUCAGUACCGAAAACAGAUUGAAGAGGAGAACCACUGCUCCCCAAGAGACAUGAUACUCAGUGGUAAGCAGGACUAUAAAAAGACAAAGUCAGCCUUAAAGGCCACACGACUGAAAGCUGAAGCAAAGAAGAAUUCCUCUGGAUUCAGGGAUGCUUUUCUGGUCAUCGCAGCAAUCCUGUUCUUCGUGCUCUGUGUGUACGCCUUCUUCUACCUCAACCUGAGCACCGAGAUUAACCUGGAUGUGGACGUGGAUUAAAAAGAGGUGGACAUUGGCCAGGACAACUUCCUUGUUCCUGCACUUCAUACACAAAGAGGAGGAUGAAGAAUGAAUAUAUACAGUCACAGGGCUGUGUCCUGAUGGUCAUCUACUGUAUAAAGCCCCAAAACACACAGCCUUUUUACACUCGAACUGUCUCUUCAGGACAAAUGUAACAAGGCAUCAAAGAAGUAAAGAUUCAGGUCAUUUUUGAGAUUUGUAUUGUUUUGCAACUUUAGACGUUAAAUGUCUUUUUUUCCUUUCAUUUACAAAUAUGUUUUGGGUAUUUUAUGCCUUUUUAUUAGAGAUUAAACUGAAGAGAUUAUAGGAAAUUAGGGGAGUAAGAUAAGGAUCAACAUGAAACAAAGGUUCCUGGCCAGAUCCAAACCGUGGAUGCUGCAGUUUAUUUUUGGUGCCCUCUCCUCUAAUUUUCUGAUUAUUGAUAUUUUUAUUGUCAUGUAUCGAAAAUUAUACUGACAUUUGUUACACUAUAAAUCAGCAUCCAUACCUGCAUUUUUUUAAACCAAGGUCCGACAGUGGAGCUUUAAUUCUCUUUGCAUGAAAAAGACAGACCUCUUCCUUCAUGGCACUGGUUUAACAUCUGUUGCAAAAUCUACAUUCAGCAAAGAAAAACGAGCCUCUUUUUACACAAGUCUUCCAAAACUACAGUCACGACCGAGCUCUGUUAAUCAUAUUCUGCGGAGUCACGUCCCACUGUUUUCUCCACUAAUAGAAAAAUGUAAAUCUCCAUGCUGAACCUCUCAUCACAUUGAGACAAACACUUGCCUCACAUUCCAGUGCACAAACCUCUCCUCCCCAGAUAUCUGGAGAUCACAAAGUGUGAGAUUAGAAUCCACAAAGCCCUCGUUCUGAUUGAACAUGUGUGCAGAAUACAGAACAACAUAUUCUAACUGCUGCACAUACAUGCAGCACAGAGACAGGCAUCUGCAGGAUUAGCAUUACAAAUAUGAUCCUGUUCUUUCAUUUGGAUGUAAAUUACAGAGAUGAAUGAUGACUGAAUAGAGGUGAGCCUAGAUUUUUCUCAUAAGGAACAUCUCGAUGAUUUCUCUUCUCCUAGUCAAAUGUCUGUAUUGUUGUUCCCUUAAGGAUGACAUGUUUCUAUAGACAGGAAUAUGAAGGUUUAUCAAUGCCUCUUUAUCCCACUGCUUUGCUCUUUGUGCACUAGUCUUACAAGGUACAAGGACUGACCUUCCAUUAACCAUUUCAGUCCAAAUGCUUCCGCUGUUUGAGAGAUUCUUUGUGAGCAAAGCAAAAGCAGAGUCAGAGGCUUUUAUUUAGUCCAUUUGCCUUUUUUUUUUUUUUUUUUUUUUUUUGAAGUUGUGCAUUUUUUCCAUGCGGUUAUCUAAUCGUAUUCAUUUUUUGCUCUCAGUGCAUCUCAGCUACUUUCUACCAAAAGCAAUACAGUCAUCUGUAAAGCAGUUGUUUUGACUCGUUUUUAUAUUAGUGUAAAGCAUAAAAAGCCUAUACCAAAAUUCACAAGAGGUCUUAAGAUUUUCAUUUCUAACAUGUUUUUUUUUUCCAGUCUUUUUUACAAACAAGUCUUAUGUCUGUGGUCUGUCGCUGAUAUGAUUCUUGAAACGUGAGACAGAUUUUGAGCUUUCAGUUUCUGCUUUUUUCCCCUCUUUUCUCCCAUGACCUCCUGACCUCUAGUAAAAGACUGCAUGUCAAAGAAACCAUUAUGAUAAGCGUGCACCCAUACCCGCAACCCAAUGGCUUUUAUCUGGCCUUGGUAUAUCUAGACCCCCCUCUUCCACCACUGUGAGUCAUUCACAUGUGUAACAAUAGAUAGCCUGGCCUAAUAGACCUUCAUAUGUGACACCUCAUCUAAAGGGUCACCAUUACCAAGUACAAGAGCUCUGACAUCAGCACAAUGGAAACAAUCUGACAGCAUGAGCUAUUUAUUCAGGCCCAUGUUUGGCAGAGCUAUUUUUCACAAUAGUGUAAUAGCACUAACCUUUAUACAAUAGUGUAAUGGUUAGUGCUACAUGUUGUGCUAUCAUUGAAUUGAUUUGUAUGGUAUGUAAUCAUUUUUGGGCGCUUUAUCAUUAUGAUACCUGAUACUGUGUGAUAUAUUGUCAUUAUUCUGCAUUUCUUCACUGUAAUUAAACUGCAUUCAAAA